Molecule: messenger RNA, 757 nt
Organism: Paramecium pentaurelia
Lineage: Eukaryota; Ciliophora; Oligohymenophorea; Peniculida; Parameciidae
Source: the annotation of a GenBank genome assembly
AUGAAAAGAUAUAAAAUAAACUUAAGGAAGAAAAUUAAGAAUAGAGUAUAAGUAUUUUUCUAUUCAUGAAAUAGUUCAAGAUAUCACUGAAAUUAGGAAGGUAAUGGAUAAUUCUAGAAAUAAAUAUUUUCCAUUCUAAGUCCGAAAAGUAAAAUGACCUAAAGAAAUUAUAACUUCUAGGUACAUAAAUCUUAUUAGAUAGAAGUGAUAAUCUAUAUUCUUAAGAGUGGAUAAAAAUUCUUUCAAUCUAACUUAUGAAGCAUUAAUUUGAAUUAUCCUCUUAGUAUAAAUCAACUUAAGAGUUUAGUUAAUUAAAAAUUACUGAAAUGAUAAAUUUUAUCCUGAAAAUUGAUAUGAUACUUUUUUAAACUAUUUUUGUGCAAACGAAAAAAAAUAAAACUAACACAAAAUUUUUAGAAAACGUUAUUAAUAUUGUUAUUGAGAAUAAUUGUAUGAGUUUAAAACAAAGUAAUUAAAAUAAAAGAAAAAAUUUAAGUUCUCCCAAAUCUUUUUGGUCUUCUAUUGGCCACAGAGCCAUCAAGCAUUGGUAGCUCUAUAAGGAAGGAUAUGAAUAGUUUUCCCAUGUCCAUGGCUUCUUUCAGAGACAAAUCUUGCAGGAGGGCGAUUCAAGGAUGUCAAUUCGUAGGUAAUACCUCAGAAUCAGCUUAGGGACUGCCAACCUUCCUCGCUCAUAUUUAAAAUGGGAUAAACUUUCUGCAUGUUGUAACUAUCCUACUUACGGCAAAUGAAGGACUGA